Cucurbita pepo subsp. pepo (vegetable marrow) is the source of this 442-nucleotide messenger RNA. Its product is annotated as large ribosomal subunit protein eL39. Gene Ontology annotation, cellular component: ribosome; cytosolic large ribosomal subunit. The record is from RefSeq and is a predicted model, not a curated record. Lineage: Eukaryota; Viridiplantae; Streptophyta; Magnoliopsida; Cucurbitales; Cucurbitaceae. Gene Ontology annotation, molecular function: structural constituent of ribosome. Gene Ontology annotation, biological process: translation.
UCACCCUCUCUCUGAAAUUAGGGUUUUUGCUCGUUGUUCACUGUCCGAAGCCCUCGCAGCCGGUUCCCGAAUCUCGAAGAUGCCGUCUCACAAGACCUUCAGAAUCAAGAAGAAGUUGGCGAAGAAGAUGAGGCAGAACAGGCCUAUUCCUCACUGGAUCCGCCUUAGGACGGACAAUACCAUCAGGUACAAUGCGAAGCGAAGGCACUGGCGACGUACUAAGCUCGGAUUUUGAGGUGUUUUGUUUGUGAUUUGCUCUUCAAUCCUUCGCAAUUGUUUUGAAACCUAUUUAAGCAUUAGAUGCGGACAAGACAAAGAAUAUAGAGCUAGAUGUUUGAAUUUUUGUCACUCAAUUAAGAACUUGUCGAAGAGAAACACCUGUAGCACUAUUUAGCCUUCUAUUUUAAAUAUAUAUCUGGAGUAGUUUCAGUUCAUAUGUUAA